Anarrhichthys ocellatus (wolf-eel) is the source of this 1245-nucleotide messenger RNA. Its product is annotated as R-spondin-3-like. The transcript is spliced from 5 exons. The record is from RefSeq and is a predicted model, not a curated record. NCBI's taxonomy places the organism in Eukaryota, Metazoa, Chordata, Actinopteri, Perciformes, Anarhichadidae. Bases 300 to 911 code for a protein of 203 amino acids.
GCAAAGACGAGCCCAUAGCAGCUUACCCAAUCAGACAUUAGAUCAUUUGAUGGUUUUUCUCUGCGGUUUGCUCUCUGCAUGGCUUUCUGCCAGCGUAAGUGAUCUCAUGGAAUGUACACGGGAUUCUUCUUCUUCUUCAAGAAAACAUUUUGCCGAGCUCUGCACUCGACCGCUCUCCCGCCCAGACAGGAGUCUCUGCAUGGGUCCAUUUGAAUGAAUUUUUAUGGAUACCUUUUUUUGAAAUGUACAUCGUGGGAUUUCGCUGACUGGAUCGAUGCCGUACUGAAAGGUGAAGGAAAAUGCGGGUGCCGUCGUUAAUUUGGUUUCUGCACUUCAUGAAUCUCACGAAAGGCCUGGAUGGCACAAGACGCAGUUCCUCCGUGAGCAGACUCUGUCCGGCAGGUUGUGCGACAUGCUCUGCCCCGAAUGGCUGUCUGUCCUGCAAACCUCGCCUCUUCUUCCACUUGGAGAUGGACGGGAUGCGGCAGAGGGGCACCUGUGUGUCCUCGUGUCCCCGGGGUCACUACGGCAUGCGCUCUCCACACAUCAGCACCUGCGCAAGGUGCAAGGACGACUGCUCUUCCUGUUUCAGUGAAAACUUCUGCACACAUUGCCACCCCGGUCACUUCCUGUUCCGGGGCAAAUGUGAGAACAGCUGUCCAGAUGGGCUGACGGCAAACACAGUGCUGCGAGAAUGCACAGAGUGCUCUAUAGACUGUGAGAUGUGUGUGAGGAGCACCGUGUGUGUGAGCUGUAGAGCAGACCUCUACCUUCUCCACGGUCAGUGCCAACUCACCUGCCCGACGGGAUUUGAGCCCGACGUGCAGCUUAUGCAAUGCAUCCCCCAAGUUCAUCCUUCUGCUUCCCCUACAAAGUGCGUACUGUUGCAUAUUCAAUCGGGACAUAUUUGAAGUUUAACCCUCUUGCUCAUAUAUCCGCUGUGCAGAGGUUUGUGGGUCAGAACAGCCAGAAAAGCGACCGGAUGCAGACAUCCUGGUGUUUUUUUGCUUACUUCACUUGACAUACUAAAUAUUUUUCUGACAUACUGUAAAGUAUGGUAGUAUUGGUACUGGAACGCACAAGGUCUUAAGUUUUAAUCUCUCGCUACCUAUGAGUACUUUGUCAUCAUCAUCGUCAUCUCUCUCCUCAUAGUGCACUGUGAGGUUGGGGGAUGGACAGAUUGGGGUCCAUGUGUUCGCAAAAGGAGCACGCAGGCCUCCAGGAGGGGACAGGAGACACGUGACC